Cryptotermes secundus is the source of this 2942-nucleotide messenger RNA. RefSeq names its product SH2 domain-containing protein 4B. NCBI's taxonomy places the organism in Eukaryota, Metazoa, Arthropoda, Insecta, Blattodea, Kalotermitidae. The transcript has 9 exons. The record is from RefSeq and is a predicted model, not a curated record. The coding region runs from base 392 to 1837 and encodes 481 amino acids. Gene Ontology annotation, cellular component: cytoplasm.
AGUGUUUCUCGCGUAGAUAAGAACUGCUUGAUCCCUUGUUCAGUUGGCCACCAGUUGCGAGUUGGGUGGGAUGGUCAGUACAGGCCGUGUGGGCGGCAAGCACGCGAUGAAGCCAACUGACACAUUAUGCUUGUAAGAAGAUAUUGUCCAUUAUAUGAAUGUGAGACAAAUGUGCGUGUAUUCUGUGUGAAGGAAAGGGAACCCGGGUUUGGUUUAAGAAGGACGUUAAUCUGGUGUGGGCUGGUUGAACGAGAAGCGUAGACUGCGAAGUGAAAGAUGAUGUCACCGGCCUUGGAACUGGUACUUACAUUCUUUCAUUCUGCUCCAAGAAAGCUGUAACUGACCAAACUAAAGUACUGUUUUUUGCGAGUGAACACAUGCAGUGUGCUGUAUGCAUCAACGCCUUCUGACUACUUGUGACUGUCGUGUGAUCAUCAUCUUAAAGAUGCUACAGCAGAUCUUGCAGGACAUGUGGGUGGACCCCGAGUUGCUCGCUGAACUCGAUGAGUCACAAAAGCAGACGCUCUUCUGCCGGAUGAGGGAGGAGCAGGUCCGACGGUGGACCCAGUGGGACCAACAGGAGUCCAGGAAGCCACCCAGCAGUGCCAAACCCGCAGUUACAGGUUGCAGUAAGAAGCAGGUGGACUUCCUGAUGGGGUCUGAUGGUGAGCCAUGGGUUUGGGUGAUGGGAGAGCAUCCCAGUGACCUGAGUAUCGAUGAGAUCCUGGAACAGGAGGCAAGGGAGAAAGCCAGGCGACAGGCUGUGAAGGAAGCAGAGCAGCUCAGGAAGUCUGUGGAGGCAGAGCUGACAGAACUGUUGGACCUCAACCAGAAGCAGAUUGAGGCAAUGGAAGCAGCACAACGACAAGAAGACAGAUUAGAAGACGAGGCAUCGCUCGACAUAUACUGCACAGUGGAUGAACUACGAGAGAAGGUCAACCAAUUCCCCACCUCAAAUAGCAUGUUUGUCAGGAACAGCAUUAACAAGUUGGAUAACAACAACGGCAGUGCCACGCCUGACAAACGAGAUGCCCUGCAGGAGAUCUCCCUCAACAAACCAAAGAAAGUGGCACAGAGAGUGGCUUUGUGGGAGAAGCGGGUUAUGGAGGAGAGGACAUCAGAGAUUUUCAAGCGGCUCCAGAAGAAGAAGAUGGAGGUCGAGAGGGAGGCAGAGGAGGCAGAACACAAACAGGAGCAGCUCUGGAGGGAACAAGAGAGGAAAGCCAAGGAGGCAGAGCUGCAGAUCAGAGAGAUCGCACGGCGAGCCAGAGAGGAGCAUCGAAGGACGUCUGUACUGGAUAUGGAGGUGGAGGUCACCAACAUUACCAGGCACUCACCUGAGAUCAGUCUGAGCCCAGCAAGUAGCAAGAGCCUUAGUCCCACUGCCCACUCAGAGUUCCAGACUGCCAAACCUCCAAGCAAGGAGGCAGUCAUCGAGUGGUUCCGGUCCAGUGAGAUCUCACGCCGGGCGGGGAUUGAACCAAACUCAGACCAGGUGGCCCCCUGGUUCCAUGGACUGAUAACCCGCCAAGAGGCAGAGUCGCUACUGCAUGACAAGCCAAUGGGCAGUUUCUUGGUGAGAAUCUCAGAGCGAAUUUGGGGUUAUGCCAUCAGUUACAGGGAUGCUGACAGAUGCAAACAUUACUUAGUGGACGCAUCCAAUGGUCAUUACCAGUUCCUGGGAGCCAACCAGAUAACACAUAACACACUGGGUGAUAUGGUGACUUACCACAGCCAGAAUCCUAUCACCAUGCUUGGAGGUGAGUGCCUGCAGCAGGCUUGCCCACGCCUCAGCAUUCCAGCCAUUUUCCAGGGGUUGCUUGAGAACCAGUGGUGACUGUAGUACCAUCACGGUCACUAAUGUGUCACAAAUGCUUAUGGGGGAGGGGGGAACAUGGGCCACAAGGAAUAGAGUUAAACCUUCUUACAGGAAUUGAUGGAUUGUUCCACAACUGCAGGAUGCUUAUACAAUAGAUUCAGCCAUUUGACAGAAGUGUGUAAGUGAAAGUGCAUGUACAUUCAUAUUUGAUAGUUCUUUUUUGCUAAGAGGCACUUGUGCAUGAAGACACCCUUCAUGCUGAUAUCUUCAGUUACUCAGAGAAACCAGAUUCUAUUGAUUUUCCAAUAAUGAAGUGGGUUAUGAGUACUUGUUAUAAAGAUGGCACGCAAACGAAAUGCAGAAAUCUUGUUGUUUGAGAAGUUUAUGAAAUUUUGAUAUACGAGUAUAUGUAUGUGUGUUGGUUGCGCCUUGUGCUGUGGAUCAAAUUAAUUAUGUCUACUGAGACUGUACAGGUCAGGCGACAGACAUAAAGAUAGUUAUUUAGUCCAACACUUAGAUUUGCUGGAUUCAGAAAACAAGUACAUAUUUAUGUGAGAUCCAAGGUUGCUUAUAGCAGCGACUGAAGGUGACACCAUGUAGUGGAGUAGAUCACUACCUGCGUUUUGGGGAAACCUGAUGCCUCCUUCUUGAGGGUAGCAGAGAUAGGAGACUGUAAUCUUCAUGCACAUACUUACAUUAAAUGGGUACAGCACCUAGAAACAGUGAAGCAAAAGACAGUCCUAAAUUACUUUGAGACUAGAAACACAGAGGUGGAAGCGACGGAGGAUAUUCAUGUAAAUGAAGGUGAUGACAGUUUUGAAUCUGGUAGUUAUAAUUUUUAAACCUUGAAGCCAGAACAGGUAAUUUAAAGGAUCCUAAAGCAUGCUGAUGGACGGUACCAAUGUGUUUGCAGCAGGCUUCUUCAAACCAUUGGUACCUAUCUCCUACAUGAGGUCCCAGAUUAUCAUAAUCUUAAUAGCCACCACUCUGAGAGCCUCAAAUCAUAUGUAUUAGUCGUUUAGCGGGCAUUAAUGAUUUUUUUUUAAUCCUUGUUGUGUCACAGUGAAUCAGGAUGUUGCUGUACAAAUUGAAAGCAAUAAGAUCACAGUACAUUUGCCAGAGA